AUGGUGAGAGCAACUCCAACUUGUAAUCUCAAAAACAACAACAUUAACAAAUUCCCUCUCGUACAACCACAAGAAAAUCAAAACCUACUUCAAAUUCCGAGUCAAGUAAAAGAGAACGAUAAAUUUGACCAACAAAACUCAAUUUCUGACGAUGGGAUUCAGCAUGUUGAAUCUUUGGAGGAAUCAUUUGGAAAUCUUCAAAUUGGUGAAGAUUACUUCAGCAAACUUCUCUAUGACGUGAAGCUGCAAAUAUUGAUUCGAGUUCCAACGGAGUCUCUUCUCGACUGUAAAUUGGUGUGCAAAUCGUGGAAUUCGAUUAUUCAUUCUGGAUCAUUCUCUAGAUUUCAUUUACAUAAUCUGAUCAAGUCUGAUUCUGGUAAGUUUGGUUUUCUUGCCUACUCUGGUUACGCUUUCAAUUAUGGAGAAUAUGAUGAUAAUGAAUCUACUUCUACUCAGAGAAAACUUGACUUGAGACCUCCUUUCAAUAAUGGAAUAGUUGUUGGUUCUUGCAAUGGUCUCAUCUGCUUAUGUAAAAAUCCUUCUCUUUAUAUCUGUAAUCCUGUCAUUAGAGAGAGGAAUCUCCUUCCUGAAAUUAGGAAACCAUAUAUUGAUGCAGAUCAACACUUGGAUUGGAUUUCUGGUUUUGGUUAUGUUUCUUCUACAGAUGAAUACAAGGUUUUGGGGAUACAUGUUCUGCAGAAUGAAUUUCUUGUCAUUCACAUAUACACUCUGGGUAGAGACACUGGUUGGAGAAACAUUGGAAAGUUCAGUGCUGAUUUGAGACCCUACACUUGGAAAGAAUCAGCUGUAUUUGCCAAUGGAGCCCUUUACUGGAUAGGUGGAUGUGUAGAGAAAGUUUUCAGUUUCGAUUUGGACAAAGAAUGCUUUCACACACAUCUCUCACCACCUGAGUUGCCAGAGAAUAAUGACUGGAGUUUCAACAGACUGCUAGUACUGGAAGGGUGUUUGUAUUUUGCUGCCUGGUUCUUCGACGAAUGUGAAGGAAAUGAGUUUUACGAUAUAUGGCGCCUAGAAAAGAAGGCCAGAAAAUGUCAACAAGAUUGGUCAUGGAAGUAUAUCUUUACUGUACAACAAAAUACAUUACUAGCCAUAACAAAGGGUGGCAAAGUUUUAACACAAAUUGAUGGGGAUAUAUACCUUUACAACCCGAUUUCGUCCACAUCGAAAAGGGUUGUAAAGUUUGAAGAGUUGAAUAGUGACAUAUGCCCACACAAGAAUACCUUAAUAUCCUUCAAAGAUUUAGGGGAAGAAGAUCCAGAGACUAUACAGUCCAAGAUGGUAAGCGAUGAGCAGCCAGAAGAUGUUGGUGCACUUGGUAACGUGAACAACAGUUAA
Molecule: messenger RNA, 1356 nt
Organism: Papaver somniferum (opium poppy)
Lineage: Eukaryota; Viridiplantae; Streptophyta; Magnoliopsida; Ranunculales; Papaveraceae
Product: F-box/kelch-repeat protein At3g23880-like
Exons: 1
Coding region: 1-1356 (451 amino acids)
Molecular function (GO): protein binding
Source: RefSeq, a predicted model, not a curated record